Molecule: messenger RNA, 2519 nt
Organism: Chelmon rostratus (copperband butterflyfish)
Lineage: Eukaryota; Metazoa; Chordata; Actinopteri; Chaetodontiformes; Chaetodontidae
Gene: sdf2l1
Product: stromal cell-derived factor 2-like 1
Exons: 3
Coding region: 63-716 (217 amino acids)
Source: RefSeq, a predicted model, not a curated record
UUUGAAAGAGACGUUCAUCGUCUUUCUCAGUGACUGCCGGUUAUGAGAACAGAGACACAAAGAUGGAGAUAAUUCACACUGUCCACGUUUUGGUCAAAUCACUGCUGUUUGUGCUGCUGUGGUCAAACUGUGAAGGAAGAGAGUCGGAGCUCAACUAUGUGACCUGCGGCUCACUGGUCAAACUGCUGAACACCAGACACAACGUCCGCCUGCAUUCCCACGAUGUCAAAUAUGGCUCAGGCAGUGGACAGCAGUCUGUAACUGGAGUUGAGAACGCAGAUGAUGCCAACAGUUAUUGGCAGAUUCGAGGGAAGCCCAACCGUCCGUGCCAACGCGGGUUGGCCAUCAAGUGCGGUCAGGCCAUCCGCAUCACGCACAUGAAGACUGGCCGAAACCUCCACACACACCACUUCAGCUCGCCCCUGUCCAAUAACCAGGAGGUCAGCGCUUUCGGAGAGAACGGCGAGGGCGACGACCUGGACUUGUGGGCGGUGCAGUGCGACGGCGACCACUGGGAGCGCGACGAGGCAGUGCGCUUCAAGCACGUGGGCACGGACGUCUUUCUGAGCGUGACGGGCGAGCAGUACGGCCACCCCAUCCGCGGCCAGCGCGAGGUGCACGGCAUGAGCACUCCCAACCAGCACAACUGGUGGCGCUCCAUGGAGGGGGUCUUCAUCCAGCCCAGCCAGGAGCUGCUGCGCCACGAUGAGCUCUGAUCGUCACUCAGGGACACGACGCACGCAGAUUCCUGUUUUAUAGCUCGCCUGGACCAAAUGGCGUCCUGUGUGAAUGAUGUAGAGUACUUGACUGACGGCUCGUCUCUGUACAUGUGAGGCACUCAGGGGUUCUGAGAGGUGGGGGGUAAUGGUAACAGUGUGACUGAGCUCAGUGAUACUGUCUGUAAUGUAGCCAUAUGGUCUGUUUGUUCUGUCAGUUUCCUCCUUAGAGAAUUUCAUGAGGGAGAAAAUACUUGUGUAAAAAAUGAAGGCUAGAUUACCAACAGGGCACAGGAGCUACUGUGGGCCCCCAGGGGCCGAGAAAGCCCCGAAUUCAUUGCUAUAAUUUGACUGAUUUUUGUCCAGAAAUACACUCACCAAAAAACAAUAUGAAUUGAUAUAUUGAGCAGCCCUGUGUCAAAUAAAACCGUUUAGUUGAUACUGCUAGAUAUAUUAAGAAAAUGUCAAAUAUUCUCUGGUGUCAGUGUCUCCACUGUGAGGAUUUGCUGCUUUUCUCUUGUUUCUCUCACAGUAAAAUGAAUCUCUUUGGCUUUUGGACUAUUGGUCGAACAAAACAAGACAUUGCAUGAUGUCACCUUGGACAUUUUUCACUAUUCCCUGAGAUUUUAUACACUGAACAAUUAAUCCAGACAAUAAUUAGGAGUUUAAUCACCGUGGUUGCAGCCCUAGAAGAAUUAAUCAAUCAAUUAUUUGACAAUGAAAAUGAUUGUUCGUUGCACCCCUAGUUUCUAAUAAUAAUUGAAUAAUGAAAUAAUAUUUUCUUGGGUUUAAAUGGAAACGUCGUUUCAAGGAGUGUAUUUUAAUAGUAGUGUUGCAGAGCCAAGUGAACUUGGCAAUAAAUUAUGAUGUUUGCUUAAUGAUGAAAGUGAAACUGAUUACUGGUGUAUGAAAUAACCGUUAUUGUCAUCUACCAAUAUUCAUGUAUCAGUGAAGCUGCAUGAACGUCACAGAAGCUAGAACUUGUGAGUGUAACUCAGUUGUGAGGACUGUUUGGCCUGCUGGAGACCGAAAGCUCGCAGAUAAACCUGACGGCAGGGAGCCGCUUGGUUUGACCAUCAGCUGCUCGUUUAGUCUUAGAGUUGAGAUGUUAAGCCAUAUUUAAAGCAGUUUUGAGUGGAUUUUGUGCCUGGAUGUGGAAUUUUUAAGUCCUGCCCAAGGAAUGAGCAGCUGUGAAGCUAGUUUCAUCCUGAUGUGACUUCCUUACACUGAGUGGACCAGUCAGACGAGUAGAACCCAUGUAUACCAAACCCCGAGUCAUUCAGUCCUCAUGACGGCCUCCACAACAGACCAAUCCUGUUGACUGUGCUAAUGUGAUACGUUCUCCCUGUCAGAUUUCAACUGUUGGGUUUUCACCCUCUGUACAUUACCCCUGGUGUGACAACAACACUUUAUUUAUGUCAUGGCGAAUGUUUAUGUGAAGGGACGGGAAGUGCAUACUUUUAAAAAUGAGUACUUUUCACUGUUUUUUUUUUUUUUUCCUCUUUUCAUUGUAGAGUGUUGGGUCUUUUUGUAUUGUUAUUGGUGAACAGCUAUUCAGGAGCUUAUGAUUAGAGGGAAAAAGAUCUGAGACCACCUUGCAGAUGUAAAAGCAGCGUUUGAUUUCACCUGUCAGUCGACCGCUCGCUCAGUUUUGAGGAGCCAGAACGAAGAAUGUGACAUCUUUCUAAGAGCUCCAUGUCUUUUUAGAAAAAUAAGGAAAAUGUUGUGUGUUUGAAUUCAGUAAUGGAAUGAGUAAGAUGACCUGUUGUUUCCUGAUUUUGCAUAAAAUAUGUUCCUACAUGA